Messenger RNA from Ziziphus jujuba (common jujube), 4713 nucleotides. RefSeq names its product probable disease resistance protein At4g27220. Gene Ontology annotation, molecular function: ATP hydrolysis activity; ADP binding. The record is from RefSeq and is a predicted model, not a curated record. Lineage: Eukaryota; Viridiplantae; Streptophyta; Magnoliopsida; Rosales; Rhamnaceae. The transcript has 4 exons. Bases 1 to 4713 code for a protein of 1570 amino acids.
AUGGACUUUUUGCCCAUAAUUGUUAAAAGAACUGUUGAAAAAAUUGUUGAUUACACUAUAGAACCGGUUGUACGGCAAGUGGGUUAUGUAAUAAACUUGAAAAGCAAUGUUGAGAAUCUAAAGAGUGAAGUUGACAACUUAGUUGAUGCUAAAGGAAGGGUCCAGCACUCUGUUGAUGAAGCAUUAAGAAAAGGCCACAAAAUGGAAGCUGACGUUGAGAGGUGGAUGAAAAAGGUGGAUGAGAUGAUUGGAGAGGCAAAUGAAUUCUUGAAAGAUGAAAACCAAUGGAAGAAGAACAAGUGUCUAUUGGGAUUGUGUCCAAGUUUGAUUUCAUCCCGUUAUCGUCCAAGCCGGAAGGCAACAAAAAUUGCACAAGUAGUUGCUGAAAUCCGACAAGGGGGAGACUUUCCUAGUGGUGUCUCAUAUGCCACUCCUCCAAAGGAUGUAUGGACAACUGCUGGGUACCUAGCUUUUGAAUCGAGGGUUUCUUUUGCAACUCAAAUUAUAAAGGAACUCACAGAUUCUAAUAUCCACAUGAUUGGAGUAUUUGGAAUGGCUGGUGUUGGAAAGACCACACUUGUCAAAGAAAUUGGCAGGAGAGCAGAAGAGGAGAAGUUAUUUGAUAAUGUGGCCAAAGUAGAAGUGAGACAUAAUCCAGAUUUGAAGAGAAUUCAAAGAGAAAUUGCGGAAAAAUUUGGUGUGGAGAUUGAUGAAAAUUUGACCAUAGCAGGACGAGCGCGCCUUCUAAGUGACUACAUAAGAAACAAGAAGAAUAUUCUUGUAAUUCUGGAUGACGUUUGGGAAAUGCUUGACUUGGAAACGUUGGGACUUCCAUUUGGGAUAUGUAAAGUUCUGUUGACUUCAAGAAAACGAGACGUAUUGUCCUCCGAGAUUGGCACGCAGAAGGAGUUUCGACUGGAAGUUUUAGACGAAAAAGAAACUUGGAGUUUGUUUGAGAACAUCGUGGGUGAUGCUGUUAAAGACCCUGAUAUUCGAGACACAGCAAUUCAAAUAGCCAAAAGAUGUUCAGGCUUGCCAAUUUUGGUUGUGACACUUGCAAAAGCAUUGAAAGGUAAAAGUUCACACUCAUGGAAAGAUGCUCUGAGACUUCAAAAAAUGUGUGAAGGAAAAGAAAUGCAAGAAAAAGCAUACUCGGGCAUAGAGUGGAGUUACAAUCAGUUGGAAGGUAAGGAGGUGCAAUCAUUGUUUUUGAUCUGUGGUAUGCUUGGGGGAUACAAUUACGUUGAAGACUUGUUCGAAUAUACAAAGGGUUUGGGUUUGAGUUUGUUUCAAGGCAUCAAUACAAUGGAAGAAGAACGUAGUAGAUUGUAUUCAUUGGUUGAUAAACUCAAAGACUCUUGUUUGUUUCUAGAUACUUUUCCAAAUCGUUCGGCCACAAUGCAUGAUCUUACUCGUGACAUUGCUAGAAAAAUUGCUUCUAGAGAUCAGCAUUUCUUAUCACUAAUAGAUGGAGACGAAUUCAAGGAAUGGCCAAACAAAGAAUUCCUUGAAAAGUGCACUUUAUUAUCUUUCCAUUGGAUCAACAUUCCCAGACUUCCUGAGCAGUUGGAAUGCCCAAAGCUACAACUCUUCAAAUUGUAUGCUGCACAAAAAUCACUGCCAAUUCCCCACAACUUUUUCAAGGAGAUGAGAGAGCUCAAAGUUUUAGAUUUAGCCUGUACCUGUAUUCCCUCACUGCCUCCAUCUAUUGUUUCUUUAACAAAUCUGCAAACACUAUGUCUAGAUCAGUGCGAAUUGAGAAAUAUAGCAAUGGUUGGUGAGCUAAGAAGCUUGGAAAUUCUUAGCUUGGUGCAUUCCAAGUUUAAACUGUUACCCAAACAGCUAGGUCAGUUGACUCGACUACGGCUGUUGGAUGUAAAUGGUUGCUCUGAACUUGAAGUAAUUCAUCCGAAUGUCAUAUCCCGCUUGACAAGAUUAGAAAUUUUGAGGAUGGAUAACAACUUCAUCAACUGGGAGAUUGAACAAGUAAGCAAUGUCAAUGAAAGAUGUAAUGCUAGCCUUUCAGAGCUAAAGCAUUUGUCUAACCUGACCACAUUAAACGUAAAUUUUAAGGAUCCUAGCCAGUUACCAAUCAAUUGUUUUUCUGAGAAGUUGGUAUAUUUCAAGAUAUCUAUUAUUGGUGAUGUUUGGAUGUGGUAUGGUCCAAACUUAACUCCCAAGUCGUUGAAACUUAAGCUCUCUCAAACCAAUCAAUUGGACCAAGGUCUUCAAACAUUGAUGAAAAAGUCUGAAGAUCUGUUCCUGGAUGUGUUGGAGGGAGUUAAUGAUAUAGCUUAUCAACUAGACAUGGAUGGUUUUCCGCGACUGAAAAAUCUCCAUGUCGAAAAUAAUCCUGACAUUUUGCAGAUUGUAAACUGCUGGAGUUCUUCGCAUAUUGCCUUCCCCGUCUUAGAAACAUUAUUUCUAUGCAACCUUGUUAGUUUGGAAAGUGUAUGCUCUGGGGAACUGCCACGUGGGUCUUUUAAACACUUAACAAUCAUACAAGUGGAAAAGUGUCCCAAAUUGAAGAACCUCUUUACCUUUUCUACUGCCCUACACUUUUUGCAGCUUCAAGAGAUAAAAGUGGUUGAUUGCAAUAACCUGAAAGAGAUUGUUGUUGAUGAAAAUGAAGAAAAUUUUGAGGCUCAAGUAAAUAUUGAUCACAUUGAAUUUCUUCACUUACGAUCUUUGGCAAUAAAAUGUCUACCAAGGCUUACUUGUUUCUCCUCAAAUAAUAAUAAGAAUAUUGCAAGAUUCAAAGAAAUUAUUCAGAAUAGUGGAAUCGUUAAUCCCAUGGGACUUUUUAGUCAGAAGGAACAUGUUGCGUUCCCAAAGCUUGUUGAAAACUUAACAAACUUGAUCGUGGAUGGCUGUGCUGGUUUAACUUUCUUGUCUUCAUCUUCCAUGGCUAAAAACUUUGUGCAACUCAAAAAGCUUCGGAUAUGCAGAUGUCAAAAUAUGGUGGAGAUAAUAUCAACAGAAGAAUAUAAUGGCAUUGAAGAAAAUAUUGAUAACAAUAUUUUUGCUAAUCUAGAAUCUCUGGAGCUAAAUACUCUUGCAAACUUGGAAACAUUCUGCUCACCAGCAACUUACCUCAAAUUUUCAAGUUUGAAUUCCUUGGAUAUAAAGGAUUGCACUAAGCUGGGGCCAUUCAUCCAUGGUGGCGUGAGCAAAAAUAUAAGAGAUGAUGCUCUACACUAUUUGUUUGACGAAAAGGUUGGUUUUCCUAGCUUGGAGAAAUUGGUUAUCGAAGGCUUGCAUAAGUUGCGGACAAUAUGGCACACCCAACUUGAUCCAAAUUCGUUUUGCAAACUCACCGAAAUCCAGGUUGAUGCUUGCCAAAGUUUAAUACGUAUUCUUGAGCCCUGUAUACUCCAAAGAUUGGACAGUAAUGUGAAGGUUUUAGAUAUAAGGAACUGUGGUUCAUUGCAAGCGGUAUUUAAUGAUACAUUAUUAGCGCCUCAUCAUUCGGAAAUGUUCAGCUGUCGAAAUCUUUGUGAAGUUUAUAUUCGCAACUGUAGAAAUCUGAAAAAUGUAUUCCCAGCAUACAUGGCCAGAAAUAGAAAUCUUAAGAAGCUACAGACGUUGUGGAUUCACCAUUGUGAGACACUGGAGGAAAUCAUUGGUGAAGAAGUGGGAGUAGAAGAAGCAACUAUGCCUAAGUUUGUGUUUCCAAGUGCAAAGGAUGUAUGCCUCUACAAUCUGCCGCAGCUCAGUAGUUUCUAUCCGGGGAUGCAUACUUCCAAGUGGCCCUCACUCACUGAAUUUUUGGUAUAUAGAUGUGACAAACUAGAGAUGCUGGCUGCGGAAUCUUCAUGUUUGCUGCAGCAACAUCAUCACUUGGUCAUACCAACCUAUAAACAAGUAUUCCUUUUGUUCGAGAAGCUUUCUUUCUCCAAUUUGAAAACCUUGGCGUUGGACUUGAAGGAGACAUCGUAUGGUUCAUACCCAGUAGAGUUUUUUAAAAUUAAGUUUCUCAUCGUUUUUUGCCGACACGUUACAUCAGCUGUUCCUCCAUCUGUUUUAUUUCAGAAAUGUCACAAUCUUGAAACACUUUAUGUGUUAUAUGGAAAUAUUGAAGAAAUAUUUAUCCACGAAGGAUCUUUGGAUGGGGAAGUACAUCUAGGUUGGACUCAGCUGACACACUUAAAAACUCUCAAGAUUGCUAUGAUGCAGAAGCUGAAGCAUGUAUGGAAAGGCAACUCUCAUUUUGGAGGUCCAGUUUUCCCCAAUUUGGAAACUCUACAAGUGGAGGAUUGUGCAAGACUAAAGAAUAUAGUUUCAUCUGCUAUUUCCUUCAGUAAUAUUGUGGAAUUGGAAGUAGCCAACUGUAAUGGAAUGAAGCAUUUAAUCACAUAUUCAGUGGCUAAAGGCUUCAUCAAUCUUGUGAAGAUGAAAGUUCAAAACUGUCAAAGAAUGAUAGAAAUCGUUGGAUGUGAUGACGACCAUGGGGGUAUUAUUGAUGAAGAAAAUGAAAUUACUUUCAGUCGGUUGCAGUAUUUGCAACUUUCUGACCUACCAAAUCUCAAAGGUUUUUGCUCCCGGAAUUACAAUGUUAGAUUCCCAUUCCAUAUUACUUUGUCAGUGUCUAGAUGCCUAGAGAUGGAUAUUUCUCAUGAUGGAGUACUCUUAGAUGAUUCCAAACGAGAAAGAGUACCAAUAAUUGAAGAAGAAGAUGAUGAUGAUGGCGAUGAUGAUGACACCGGUGCGUAA